UAACGGGUUUCAGACUACAGUUCCCAUUAGGCAUUGCUGCUAGGACCAGAAUUGCAUCGUCACCCGUGUAGCCGUGGAGGCCACAGACCGCACAGGCGGCGAAACGAAGACGAGCAGGUGGCACAGAAAGAACAACCUGGUUUACAUAUAUAUACGCUGGAUCAUGGAUCAGGGUAACAAUUCCGAGGAGGACUCCCUGGGCCCCUCGGAAGAUGAUUCGUUACCCAGGCUUCCCCCUGGUCUCUCGGACUCGGAAGCCAUGGUCAUGCUAUGGCAGCUGCGGGCCCAGCGCCGGCAGGCUUCGCCCACCCUCCCGGACACGGUGAGCCGACUCACGGCGCCCGACGGCAGCCUUGUGUACCUGGUGGGCACGGCGCACUUCAGCGACAGCAGUAAGAAGGACGUGGCCACGACUAUCAGGGCGGUGCAGCCCGACGUGGUGGUGGUGGAGCUGUGCCAGUACAGGGUGUCUAUGCUCAAGAUGGAUGAGAAGACGCUGCUCCGGGAGGCCAAAGACAUCAACUUGGAAAAGGUGCAGCAGGCCAUACGGCAGAACGGCGUCAUGUCAGGCCUGAUGCAGAUCUUGCUGCUCAAAGUGUCGGCCCACAUCACGGAGCAGUUGGGCAUGGCCCCCGGUGGCGAGUUCAGGGAGGCCUUUAAGGAGGCCAGCCGGGUGCCUUUCUGCAAGUUCCACCUGGGCGACCGGCCAAUCCCAGUGACCUUCAAGAGGGCCAUCGCCGCUCUCAGCCUUUGGCAGAAGGCGCGCCUGGCUUGGGGACUCUGCUUCCUGUCAGACCCAAUAAGCAAGGAGGAUGUGGAGAAGUGCAAGCAGAAGGACCUAUUGGAGCAGACCAUGUCAGAGAUGAUUGGGGAGUUCCCGGCCCUCCACCGCACCAUCGUGGCAGAGCGAGACGUCUACCUCACACACACCCUGCGGCACGCCGCGCGCUGUGUGGAGGCGCCCCCUAAUGCACAGAAGGUUCCUGCUGUGGUGGUCGGGGUCGUGGGUAUGGGCCACGUUCCGGGCAUCGAGAGGAACUGGGACAAGCAGCUCAACAUCAAGGAGAUAAUGAGUGUGGCGCCUCCAUCCCGGUUCAGCUGGGUGUUACGGACAGUGCUGAAAGGCACAGUACUGGGGAUUCUGGGAUAUGCCUGUUACCGGGCAGGCGGGGGAGUGGGCAGGGCAGUGCUCUCCAUGCCUGCUGUCCAGUCCCUACUGGGGGGGUCACGCCCACCGCCCGCCUGAUGACAGACACGGCACUGGACACCGCGUGGCCUUAAAUGCAGCAGGUGGGGGUUUGGAGAAACUGAUUGGCUAAGAGGCCCAGGUCCAGGGCCUGCCCUCGCUGAACCCUCCCCCAACUCUGCCGCCCAUCACUUCUGUAUGAAACGUUGACCGUACUGCCAAAGAGCCUAUUCUUCCUCCGGGAUUAUGCAAAUGGAGCCAGUGGUUUGUAGGGUCCACAUUUGUGACCUAGACGUCGGUGGCCUCCACAUUUUUUUAUGAUGGUCUCCCUCCCCCUUAAGCAGACUGAACCUCAACUCUGUCUAAACUCAGUCAGUGAAUUUAUACCACGGGACCAGAAUUCAGCGCCUCCUGCUGGCUCCGGACCGCGUCCCUAAUCGGCGACCACGUGGCCCGACGUGCCAAAUACCCGUCGGAGCCAUGAUGCUAGGACCUAAUCUGAGCUCAGCCCUUCUUGCUGCACCAGGAGUCAAAGUGCUUUGACGACCAGCAUCUCUCAGACCUGUUUAAUAGUGUCCUCCGUACAUCAACGCUGUCUAAAUCAAUGUGGUUUCAAAGUGCAGGUGGACCUGUCAUUGGCUAACGAUAGGUUGUAACUCUGCAGCUCAUGUUUUAAUUUGAUGUUAAAUUAUUAAAAUAUUACAAUGGCCAAUUCUGGAUGCGGCCCAAGGAUGACUCAUCCAAAGGUGUGUGUCAUUCGGGAAUGAGUUCUCCCAGUCUCCAGUUUUUAAACCACAGUGUGGAUGGUGAUUAUCUGUGUCCUUUCCAUUGCCAAACAUGUCAGCACUCUUUCCUUUCCCAGCAGAUGAAUUUCAUGGUUAACCACGGUCAGCAACAGUUUCUGUGAAGUGGCUGCUUCAGUGCUUUCUUUCUUUCUUUCUUUCGAGAUCAGUUUGCUUCAGAGGUGCACUGGAUGGUUGUCAAUAUCCCUACUGAUGCAAAUGUGACAAGUGCCUCAUAACUUGAUGACUUGGUUGGCUCCACCCUUCCAGGAUCUGUGUGUGGGGGGAUGGGUGGUGUAUCUGAGGACUGAACAGGGGAGCUCUGUGCUGCCACAGGCAAUCCAGGGUGAUAGAACCUGAAAAACAUAUGCAUUUAAUAUACUAUGCAUAGUCUCGACUGUGGGUGUGUGGCCGUCAUUACUGACCGAGUAUCAGCUUGUACUACUUGAAUAUAUACUAACUCUUUGUGAACAACUGAACUUAAGGUUUAAACUGUUCUGAGAGAACUGGCAGCUUGCAACCUUUUGCCCUAUCGAUUAACAGUAAGGAUCAGCAUUGAUUGUAUAGAAAAAAUUUGGAAAGUGCAUGAAGUGUGCUUGCAGGCAUGCAGCUUGAACCUGUCUAUUAUGAAGGUAUCUUAUGAACUGGUGGUAAAACGUUUUGGUUGCCCCAACCCUGCAUGCACUGUGGCCCAUAGGAGUGAUGUUUGAGGGGCUGUGCUAUUGAAAGUUAACCCGGGUCCUCACAUCUCCGCCAUCGUAUUCUGCGUUUGAUUGAGUUUACCAGAAACCGGCAAACAUUCGGCAUGCACAUGUAUAAAAAUACAAAAUUUUCUUUGGUUGUUUUUCAAAUACAAUGCAGAAAUCCCUAAAGUAAAAUCUGUAAUUGAUACAGGAUUGGUAAAUUCUGCCCAUUCUUGAAUGUGACAUCUCGUGUAUAGAAAUUGAUAGAAUGUUACCAUAAAGGGAGGGGACGAUGGGGAGGUAAAAUGCCUUAUUCAGAUUUAACAGCUGCCUUUUGAAUCUGGAAAUUGCCUCUGUUGUAGCCUUUGCUUGUCUGUCUGUCCAUCAAUUGCUGUACGCUUGUCUCAUUCUGCCAGUGCCCUUAUUUUGAUGUAGCUAC
Messenger RNA from Brienomyrus brachyistius, 3090 nucleotides. It is a transcript of the gene trabd, whose product is annotated as TraB domain containing. The transcript is spliced from 10 exons. The record is from RefSeq and is a predicted model, not a curated record. Lineage: Eukaryota; Metazoa; Chordata; Actinopteri; Osteoglossiformes; Mormyridae. The coding region runs from base 164 to 1246 and encodes 360 amino acids.